AUGUCUCUUGCGGAUGGUAGUGGGGGCCUCUCCUCGGCGGUCGGCUCGCUGGCACCGGAGGAGGUGGACAUGCUGCGCGAUGCCUUCAUUUACAUGGACCGCGACAACGACGGCCACGUGGGCCGCGACGAACUUCUCGCGACGGUCCGCCGCUGCGUGGGCGACGCCCGCUUUGAGCCGCUGCGGGAAUAUCUCAUCCCCCUCUUCGCCGUCGCCGACCGGGACCGUGAUGGUCGUCUCAGUCUCGCCGAGUUUCUUCUCUCCUUCGCGAACGGACCAGGUGUAGUGCCGGCGGAGGUCAUCAAUAGCUGCGUCUCUUCCAUUCGGGUGCGACUCACAGACGAGGAAAUCGCAACGCUGCAAGACACAUUCCGUCGCAUAGACACAAAAGCGGAUGGAUACAUUGAUAAGGAGGAGCUCGUCGCCGCGCUCAAGGAGAACCUUAAAUAUAGGUUUCCAGAUCUUCGAGAGAAUAACUACAAUGAUAUUGUGGCAGUUAUCAUGGCCAGCGCAGAUACCGAUCGUGAUGGACGCUUGUGUCUAUCAGAGUUUAUCCGAUCUUUUCAAGAAGAUCAAGGUGUGCUGCCAGCGGCAUUUGUAGAUGCACAUGCAAGACAAAUGGUUCAGCAAAUGACACCUGCCGAGAUUGAAGUUCUUAAACAAGCCUUUGCCGUUCUGGAUAAAAAUAAGGAUGGUUUCGUUGAGUUUUCUGAUAUCUAUGAAUCACUUUGGGAGACACUUUCUGAGAACGUAUUAGACAAAAGCCAGGUUCAUGAACUUUGUGAUCUUAUUAUGGUUACCGCAGAUCGAAGUAAGAGUGGUAUUUUAACCCUUGCCGAUUUUGUUCGCGGUUUUGUUCAAAAUAUUACCUUAACACAAUUACCUGUUGCUUCUGCUCAAGAAAAAUUACGAACUGCUUGCAAUAAAUUACAAGAAAUGCUUGAAAGUGGUGAGUUAGAACAGCUUUCGGUUGUCCAAGAUGAUGAAGACGGUGGUUCUGGAUGUGUAAGCCCUAAUCAUCUUAUAGCUGUCCUUAAUGAUGUAUUUCGUGAUGUGUUUCCUUCAUUAGAUGAAGAACUACUUUCUGCUGUAAUGGGCGCCAUUGUAGUUGCAUCAGACAACGACAAUGACAAAAAAAUCUCAAUGGAUGAUUUUAUCCAUUGUUUUGCUGAAGGUCCACGAGUUUUGUCAGUUGAUUCUUCUUCUCUUUAUCAGUCGACGAGUGUUACAGAUGGUGAGUUGCUAAUUGUCUCACAAAUCCUUCAGGAUCUAGGAAAAGAGGCAGAUAGUGAGGGAUAUGUACAUGAACCAGAGUUAUUGGAGGCCGUACGUGCCGCAUUUGGCGCAGACCCAUCACAAGCGGACCGCGUGCUUCAGUAUGUACGUGAUAACAUUGUAAAACGAAACUCCUGCAGUUCUCUGGUGGUGGAAACGUCUGUUGAAUGCAGCCGACCGGAUAUGGAGUAUAGUGCUAUGUCCAAUGUACUGAAGACAGAUGAGCUUCAGGAAGCAAACACGAAACAACAAACAAAGGUGGGUGAUGAUGAAGAAGAAGGCGAACCACAAGAACAAAAAGAGGAGGAAAGUAAAAAAGAUCAACAAAAAAUUAAUCCUUCUCCUCACUCACCAGGGGAACUUUAUCAAACACAACCGGCAAAUUACGGCUCGGCCCUUCUCAAAACUGUUACACCUCCAAAGUCUUUGAAAGUACAUGAAUUCGGUACAAACGCUACAGUGUCGGAUGUGCUAUUGAAGCAGCAUACCCGUCGUUACCUUGAAUCUGUAUAUGAUACCGCUGAUAGAGCGGUAUUUGAUGAUGAACUGCGUGUGGAAUUCAAAAAGUAUGCUAAUGAUAACCAAGAUUUUAUUGAUCGUGAAAAAUUCAUUAAGGAAUAUCUUGCUAUGGAACACUAUGGACUGCCUCUUACAGAGACGGAGGUGAAUCGAAUUAUUUCUCGAUAUUCUAAGAGUGAGAAAAUUUCGUAUAAUGAAUUUUGCGUCAUUAUGCUACAACGCGCUCGCAUGUAA
This is a messenger RNA of Trypanosoma theileri, 2028 nucleotides long. RefSeq names its product putative calmodulin. Bases 1 to 2028 code for a protein of 675 amino acids. Gene Ontology annotation, molecular function: calcium ion binding; enzyme regulator activity. The transcript has a single exon. NCBI's taxonomy places the organism in Eukaryota, Euglenozoa, Kinetoplastea, Trypanosomatida, Trypanosomatidae. The record is from RefSeq and is a predicted model, not a curated record.